GGCGCGCGGGCGCUGAGCGGCCCCGAUGGAGCUCGGGCGGCUGCGGCGCCGCCUCCUCCUCCUCCUCCUCCCCGCGGCGCCGCCGCCCUCCCGCUCCGCGCACACCGGCGGGGGCGGCGCCGGGGCCCCCCGGCCGCGCCGCGACCUGUACGAGGUGCUGGGCGUGCCGCGCACGGCCACGGCGGCGCAGAUCAAGACGGCGUACUACGAGCAGUCGUUCCGCUACCACCCCGACCGCAACGCCGGCAGCGCGGCCGCCGCCGCGCGCUUCGCCGCCGUCAGCGAGGCCUACCGGGUGCUGGGCAGCGCCGCGCUCCGCCGCAAGUACGACCGCGGGCUGCUCAGCCCCCAGGAGCUGCGCGAUGCCCCCGGCCCGCGCCCGCCCGCCCGGCGCCGCCUCGCCGCCCCGCCGCCGCCCCGCGCCCCCGCCGCCCGCGCCGGGCCCGCCCCGCCGCCCUUCGACUUCGACGCCUUCUACCGAGCGCACUACGGGGAGCAGCUGGAGCGGGAGCAGCUGCUGCGGGCGCGGCGGGAGCAGUUGCGCCUCCGCCGGGAGGAGGCCGCGGAGCAGGGGCGCCUCAGGGCCCUCUCCAGCCUGUCGGUGGGGCUGCUUUUCUUCACGGGCGUUGCUAUCCUCUACGGCCUCAAGUGACGGCGGGGCGCCCCAGCUCCCCGGUGUCACCAGGGGUUUGGCAGAGGGCUGGGGGUGCCCCCUGCAGCUGGCAGACACCGUGUGUCUGCUGUUGGGCUGUGACAGUUCACUCUGCCGCCGUGACCUUCAGGGACGGUACGUGACCAG
This is a messenger RNA of Myiozetetes cayanensis, 799 nucleotides long. RefSeq names its product DnaJ heat shock protein family (Hsp40) member C30 (gene DNAJC30). The record is from RefSeq and is a predicted model, not a curated record. NCBI's taxonomy places the organism in Eukaryota, Metazoa, Chordata, Aves, Passeriformes, Tyrannidae.